Molecule: messenger RNA, 10545 nt
Organism: Gigantopelta aegis
Lineage: Eukaryota; Metazoa; Mollusca; Gastropoda; Neomphalida; Peltospiridae
Product: glypican-5-like
Exons: 7
Coding region: 118-1905 (595 amino acids)
Biological process (GO): cell migration; regulation of protein localization to membrane; positive regulation of canonical Wnt signaling pathway
Cellular component (GO): plasma membrane; cell surface; extracellular region
Source: RefSeq, a predicted model, not a curated record
GCGACUGCUGGUAGAGUCUCGGGGCUGUUGUGCGGGUGUGGAUAUUGUGUAUAUUAGUGCUACCCCUCUCCCUCUGUUAGUUUUUCCUAUGACGGACCCGUAUCGGAUUGUACAUUAAUGAAGUUCCGUCAGUUCGAUUUUGUCAACAUGGUUCUCGUUCGGAGGAAUAUACCUUUCGUGUGUGUCGUUGUGUUGUGUAUUGUUGUUGUGAGCGCAGACGAACCUAAAUCUCAUCAUCACCUUAAACAUUGUAAUCGUGUACACGAGGAAUAUAUCAGGAGAAAAAUUGGUACAACAAGAUUAGUUCCCAAUAGACCGGUGCAUGAUGCUAAUAUAUCUAUAUGUUUUGAUGGCAAGCAAGAUAAGACUCGAAAGUCGUGCUGUACUCGUAAAACGGAGUUAAAGUACAGUGACUCGGCGGAAAAAUACCUGAGAGACAGUGUUCGCUCUAGUAAUGCCUUUCUGAAAACAUUCAUCAUGGACAGUUUGGCCGAAUAUCAAGAAAGAAUACUUGACAUUUUGGAGGAGUCCCAAAACCGGACGUCGGUGUUGCUGACGAAGGUGCACAGCAUCCCGUGGGCGGAGCAUCAUGGGACGGUGAGCGACCUGUACCUCGACCUCGAGCAGUUGGCACGGCGACAGCCGGUCAGCAUCCACGACACCGUCAACACCUUCUUCAGUGCGCUCUUCCCGGCCGUCUUUUACUAUGCGCUCAGCGACCCCAAGUACGUCCAGAAGUACAACGACAACUACCGCAGCUGCCUGCUCCAGAACCAGGAGGAGAUCGAGCCAUUCGGGAAUGUGCCCCACCACCUGUCUAACCGGCUGCACCAGGCCUUCCAGAGGGCAAGGUCGUUUGUGAACGCGCUGUCGAUCGUGGUGGAGGCGAUCAACACGACGGACCACAUCCUGGUGGAGGAAGACUGCCGCCAUGCGGUGACGCGCAUGCAGUACUGCUCCCACUGCGAGGGCUACAUGGAUGCCAAGCCGUGUCACGGGUUCUGCUUCAACGUGAUGCGCGGAUGCCUGGCCAAGGUGUCCGAGAUCACACCAGAGUGGGACGAACUGGUGGACGCGAUCGAUGUUCUCGCGCGCGCCAUGAAGACCAAAUUCAACUUGGAGGAGGUUUUACUGUCCAUCGAGGCAGGCGUUAAUGAUGCCAUUUUACAAGCAAUGGACGACGGGCCCAGGAUAUACAACAAGGUGAGGCUGGACUGCAAGAACAUGACCUCGCGCUCAGAUUCCGACGGCCCGUACAGAAAGUCUCAGAGUAUCAUGAGCACUCCGCCUUACAGACAGAAGACGUCUCACACGCUGAGUAACCAGGUGGAAAAUGUACUGAAGAACCUCCGUGAUGCUAAAGGUGUUUUCAACCGCCUCGCCGACAGGAUUUGCGGCCAGUCCGGUCUGUACGAGCAGGACAUGCGCAGUUCACACUGCUGGAAUGGAACGAGCAUUGCUGAGUACAUGUACGUUGUCCCAGCGUCCAACUUCAUCAGCCAGGCAAAGGAGAACCGGGAGGUGAAAGUUUCGCUGAUUGCCGACUUCAAGCUGCUGCAGACCAAGGAGAAACUCAUGCACAUGCGCAAGAAUUUGAGCACCCUGAUCACGGAUGACGUGAUGUUUGCCGACCGACCGGAGAGACCGCUGUAUGGUAGUGGCGACGGUUCCCGCGUGCGGGAUGUCAUCAUUGACGAUGAGGAUCUUUACGGCGGGGAAUCCGGUAGCGGUAGUGGGGACAGUUCAUACACCGUGCAGCCCAGUGAUCCAGGUUCAAACACGAACAUCAAUCAUGAUAUCACCGCUGACAAGGCGAAGAAGAGCGCUGGUUGUCGAGUGUUCCCGGGACAGGUGGCGCUACUGGUAGUCGUGUUGAGCCUGGCGAGGACUGUGUUGCUCCAUUGAUGAGCCAUGCGCAAUGUGUGUUCACAAAUUAAUCCAUCCAUUUUGUGUACUCAUCUCCACAAAUAUCAUCUGAAAUCUGCGAUGUCGUGAUCGCUAGUUCACGAAUUCAAUGAAGCAAAAUACCUUUCAUGUGCUGUAACUCGUUACAUUUUCUAAAAACAAAAUCUUUUUUUUAAAUUUCCCAAAACAAAAAGAUAAUUUUUCGAAAGCCGAAUUAAAAAAAAUUAAAAAAAAUAUGUAAAAUUUACAUGGUGUAUGAUUUGACAAAUUGCUAAAAUAUUUGGAAGCUGUUUUCCAAAAGACAUUAUUAUUGGCAGUUUGUCGAAGUGUUGACCCAGUUGUUAUCUCAGUUGAAGUGCUUGAUGAAACCUGCAAAUUGAAAUUCAGGAGAGACGCAGCAAAAUGUUUGCCUAAAUAAAGGAUCACAUAUUAAAAGACUGACUGCAAUUUAAGGAUAAGCCUAGAAAGAUGAGAUUAAAAGUCUUGCUGGGAUUGUAUGUCAUAAUGUGAUAUUAACAUUCUGGCUGCAAGAAUCAGGUUUUAAAAAAGAUUUCCUGCAAGGAUGAGGAUAUGUAAAAAAAAGUUGCAAGGAUCAGGAUAUGGUAAAAAAUAGUUUAAAAAUUGCAAGGAUUAGGAUAUGUUGAAAUUGCAAGGAUGAAGAUUGGUUAAAAAAUGCAAGGAUCAGGAUAUGGUAAAAAAAAGAGAGUAUAUAUGCAAGGAUUAGGAUAUGUUGAAAUUGCAAGGAUGAGGAUUGGUUAAAAAAUGUAAGGAUCAGGAUUGGUUAAAAAUUGCAAGAAUUGGGAUAUGUUAAAAAUUGCAAGGAUCAGGAUUGGUUAAAAAUUGCAAGGAUUAGGAUUGGUAAAAAAAAUAACCUGGCUGAAAGGAUUAGGAGUGAUAAAAAAGCAAGGAUAUGACUAGAUUAUCAAGCAGACUGAAUGAAGCAGGAUAGGUUUAUACAUUGGCAGCAAGGAUCAAGGUAUAUUCGGAGAUUGACUGCAAGGAUAAGUGAUUGUCUGCAGUGUUUCAUGGCUGUCUGCAAGGAUCAGAGAUGGACUACAAGGAUCGAAUGUUAUAAGACUGGCAGCAAAGAUCCAAUGUUAAAAAGACUAUUUGCAAGGAUUGGGAUGAACUAAGGUUUAUUGGUGUGAAACGGGAUUAUUUAAAGACUAUUCAAGUGGAAUUGUACAUCUACUAAAUGUGAUAUUAAACAGCAUCUGGUGAAAUGUGUGACUACAGUGUGUACAACUGAUGAAAAAUGGUUCCAAAGAAAGGAAUGCAAAUGAUGACUAAACCAAUGUACAUGGAUAUAAUGAAUAAACGCAGAAUUUUGGACUGGCUCAGGCUUCUAAGACUUUUUGGCUGAAUCUUUAUCGGUGCAGAUUCUAACACCAUUCAAAUUGAAUGCAGGUCACAAAGUUUAUUUCAGCCUGUUUUCAUAUUAAAUAUGUUUUAAUGGUAUCAGUUGUAAAAAUCAAACAGAUUUUAUUGGUCAUUUGCUACAUUUUUAGCCAAAUAGUAUAUUUUAUAACCAAUUGCAUUUUAUUACAUUUUUAGCCAUUACUGUAUUUUAUAAUGUAUUAUAUUUUAUCAGCCAAAUAAUACGAUAUUUAAUCAAAUACUGAAUUUUAUAGCCAUUUACAGUUUAUUAGCCAAUUACAACAUUUUAAACAAAUGCUGUAUUUUGUAGCCAAUUACAGUUUAUUAGCCAAUUACAACAUUUUAAUCAAAUGCUGUAUUUUGUAGCCAAUUACAGUUUAUUAGCCAGUUACAACAUUUUAAUCAAAUGCUGUAUUUUGUAGCCAAUUACAGUUUAUUAGCCAAUUACAACAUUUUAAUCAAAUGCUGUAUUUUGUAGCCAAUUACAGUUUAUUAGCCAAGUACAACAUUUUAAUCAAAUACUGAAUUUUGUUGCCAAUUAGUUUAUUAGCCAAGUACAACAUUUUAAUCAAAUGCUGAAUUUUGUAGCCAAUUACAGUUUAUUAGCCAAUUACAACAUUUUAAUCAAAUGCUGAAUUUUGUAGCCAAUUACAGUUUAUUAGCCAGUUACUACAUUUUGUUUACCAAUCUGUAUUACCAAUGUAAAUUGAGAAAUUAACAAAUUAGGUUGCACACAAGAUGAGCCCUGAUCUAAAAUUCCAGACAUUUUAACAUUGAGUCUAAAAUCCAGACACUUUACACUGAGUCUAAAAUCCAGACACUUUAACAUUGAGUCGAAAAUCCAGACAUUUUAAGAUUGAGUCGAAAAUCCAGACAUUUAAAAGUCUUAAAAGCAUGAGCCUGGCACCAAGAAAUAAUGUGAGGUCCCAUGGUUUGUCUCCAUGGAUACAUUAACAGUGCAACUAACACGAACACUUCAAGAUGAUGUAAUGUCAAAAUAUAUAUCACACAUACCAGUCCAUCUAUCUAGCUAUACGUAUUGGCUUUACUUAUGCGGAGAGAAAAGAAACAGGAGGUUUGUAGAAUGGAUGUACAAAUAGAUGAAUUGAAAUUGUACAGUCUUAAUGUGUCCAUUGCUAAAGUUUAAACAAUGCAAACUGUUAAACAUAAAUAUUUUCUUCAUACUGUACGCUUAUGUAUACAUAAUUGUGUAUGGUGAUGAUAUUUUUAAUUUCAUGUUUUUUCUUUCUUUCUGUUUUUGUUACUGUAAAAAGCUUACUGUUUGUUCUGUUGCUUUUGUUAACACCCCACCCCUGGCUUACCCAGCUUAGAUAAAAACGUAGCUAGGAAUGUAUGUGUUCAACACAGUGUGGGUGAUGGGAGGGGGGAUUUUUUGUAAAAUGCCUGAAAACUAAACACCUCUUGAUCCAUGAAAAUUCUCUGUGUUAGUAUGUGAAAUAUUUUUAAUAUCGUAUAACCCAACACUUAACAUUUCAGUAGUGGAUCAGUUGGUUAUUAUAUCUUUUUAUUUUAUGAUUUGAAAUGUGGAGCAGAAACAUUGGUAGGACGUUUCAAGUCUGAAUUACACAUUUAAUCUAUUUGGGUUAAUUUUUCUACAACAGUCUGGUUAUUAUUUUGAAGGUGGGAUAUUAAAUGUUUUAGUCUUUCUGUAAACAUAAUAUGAUGGACAUUAGUGAACAUAAGACCACAAAAUGUCUUAGUUUUAGAAAUGUUUUCAUGCCAGUCAUAUGGUCUGGCAGUCCUGUAUCAAGUAGGACAUUUUAUUCUCGGUGGCAGUCCUCUUAUUAUGUCAGUUUGUCUUGGUGUCGUCAACAAUUUGUCCUAGGGAGUGGCAACCCUCUUAUAAAAUAGGACAAUUUGUCAUAGGGAGUGGCAAUUCACUUACAAAAUAGGACAAUUUGUUCUAAAGAAUGGCAGUCCUCUUACAAAAUAGGACAAUUUGUUCUACAGAAUGGCAGUCCUCUUACAAAAUAGGACAAUUUAUCAUAGAGAGUGGCUGCACCUGAAAUGUUUUAAUUGAUUUGUCUUUAAACAUACUUUAUUCACCCAUCUACGUAGCCACCAUAUUCCACUUUCUAAUUAUAUUUUAUACAAAUAUUUAAAUUAUGGCAAUGGUCCAGAAUUAAAAAAAUAAAAUUGCCGAGAGGGUUAACAUGGAUUUCACUCCAUCAUGGUUUAGUUACGGUGAUACAAUAGUCAGAUUUGUUUUUCAAAAAUUAAUGUAAUUUUCAUUUAUUAUCCACUUUUAGUGAAACAAGGUCCUCACAUCCGUGACAGUAUGCCUUUAAAAUUUACAUGUACAUGUAAAAACUAAUUAUGUCGCUUUAAAUAGUGAUUGAAUGUCUCGGGACUGCCAAAAUGUCACUUUGAAGACACACUAUGGAAUAAAUAUAUACUGAACAAUGACUAAAGAAAUCCAAAUAUUAUCCAUAUGGUUCAACAUAACCGAGUUAAUAAUAAUCAUACGAAGCACACAUGCAAUUACUUAAUUUUGAGAAGCGACAUCAUAACAUGACGUUGCUUCUCCAGUCCUAGCUCAAAUAUGACAUCAUUUCGUCGCUGUGGCUGAGGCUGAAACAUUUUGAGUUGGGUCUUGUUAUUCAUAAAGAAAACAACAAUAAUAAUAUGGAUAAUAAAGAAAUGAUUACACUCACAUGUCCCAUGAAACUCGUGUCAGGUUUUAUGUAUUAACCUCGCACUCGCUUAAUUGGGCAAUACAAAAUUCCGGACACUCGUUUCGUAAAGCCAGUACGACACACAAGCUGGUAUAAUAAUCUCUAUGUGUUAGUCUAGUUUACUUUAAUUUUAUUUUAAAUUAUCCAGUUUGAAUCCUGUUAGUCUUUGUGUGUCUGUUAAAAUUAAUGAUCAACGUUUUGUGUUCAUAUUAGGCCCAUUUUAAACCGUCUGUCUGUUCACCGAAUUAAUUGUAUAAAGAGAGAAAAAUAUUUGAAAAUAUUUGUGUUUCUUUUGUUGUUGUUCAGUGAAACCCCUCUAAACAGGACACUAACCAAGAUAAUUGUCUGGUUUUAAGAGGGAUCCAAUUUAGAGAGAUUACAUUCUAUACUGGUUUUUAAAAAGGGAUUCUGUAAAAUGUCUGGUUUUAAGGGAAUUCCAGUUUACAGAGGGUCUGCGCUCGAGAGGUUUUACUGUAGUUGCAUAACAUCGACAUAUUCAGUUGUGUUUUAUAAAGGCAACCAAAGUUGGUUUUUGUGACGAUGUCUCUUUUUUUCUUUUAUAUAUACAAUAUAGGUUACAAUACACACAUUUAUGUGAAGGGUGUCAGAAGUGUCCUUUAUAGGCAGGCGGUUUUAAUACAGGGUGCUGUUUUUAUCAGGUUCAACUGUACUUUACAAUCGUACAGAUAUUCAGACCUGUCCAUUUGUUACAAAAAUUCCUUUUAUCCAUAUGUGUCACAAUUAAGGUACAAAAUAUAUUUUGCAAAAUAUAUAUAUAUAUAUAUAUAUAUACCAUGUUUGUGUGUUACUUUUCAGGUCUUUGUUUUUCUAUAUAUAUAUAUACAGACCUGAAAAUUUUGUAAGCUUGUUUUAUUUUUAAAGGUGUUUUGGGCAAUUAACCUAUUUCAUAUUACACCAUUGCUACUUACGUAAAAAAUAUCAUAUAACAUUACAAACUGGUUUUGCUGUUCAUACGGAAAUUCAUUGUACUGUACAAAUUGACUAUCCUCUGUGAGUCUAGUGAAAUAAGAAGGCACGUUUGCAGGAUGUCAUGCAAGAGUGGGUUCUGGACUGGUGAGCGAAUUUCUAAGGGGGGGGGGGUUCGAGUCAUGCUUGCUUAGAGCAGGUGAUGUUUUGACCCCCAACCCCUCACCCCUCACGUGCCUGAUAUGCCUGUGUAGUUGUCAAUUUCAUGCAGCAUGUUUUGUGUUUAUUUCCAUAAAAUAUUUUAUGACUAAUAUAUUGUGUAUUUAUAAUGUUGUUAACAUGCAAACUGGGAUGGUCAGAAAACGUAUCUUUCUAUAGGUCAUUAGAAUAAAAUUUCUAUUCGCUCUGCUGUUUUAGUUUUUCAGUAUAGAAUUUUCACAAUAUUCGUCACACAGCUGAGUAAAAAACCCCACCUGGUAUCCAUUUGGCUGUGUUGUAGAUUGCGUUCCUCCUAAUCAGUAAAAGUAAUCUGUAUCAGGUUUCUUCUCUCAUUCUGUUAUGUACAUAAUAGCAGCAGCUGAGGCCUAAAACAGUGCUUUAUCACUAGGCUACAUUCGAUCCCACUUAAGCUGUAUCGUAACCGGAUGUGAGAGAUUAUUUUAGAAAUCAUUGAUUUCAAUCUCCGUAUCCUAGCAACACACUUACGAUGUGACACAUAAAUAUGUUGUCACAUGUGUCCGGUUUGGAUACGUCAAUUAAAGUCCUCAUUUUAAAUCCUCUUUUGUUUUAAAUGCAUGUAUUCUACGUACCUCUUCAUACCUUUGUCACCUGUUCAUAAAGACCACCUUUUCUAACAGUUCACAUUGUGUACAUUAAUUGGGUGGUCUUUCCAUACAGGUUUUUCAUGGAAGAUGCUAAAAACAUUUAGUAGGUGAACUCUUUUUCUUUUCUUUUUGUAAACUGCAUUCACUCAUAUGAGUCCAGAUAAAAUAUUAUACUCUUUUUCGCCUACAUGUUAAUAGAAAAAUAAAUAAAUAAUAAUACAUGUGUAAUACAUUUGAAAAAAAGGGGGGUUGGCAAUUUUUUCUAAAGAUUUUAAGGCCUGAUUAAAGAAUGUGUUGGGGCAUCAUUAAACAUAUUUUGGUAUUCUUCUCUCAACUGUAAGUCUGUAAAAAAAGUAAAAACUAAUGAGAAAUAUUUGUUUUAAUGGUCUGACACUUAUUUGUAUAUGGUAUUGAAGUGUAUGUUUUAUUUUUUAUUUGCACCUUGUUUAACACCUAAUAAUCUGUGUUUUGGCCGGUGCUGGGAUGUUGUUAAAAUAUGUGUCAGUAAAUUUAGGAAUUAGGAACCUAAAAUUCACCAGCCAAUGAACUUGUUCUAUACAUUCGAGAAAAAUCCAACAGCUAAUAAACUUGUUUUAUACAUCUGAGAAAAAUCCACCAGCCAAUAAACUUUUUAUUAUAUAUUUGCACAAAAUUCACCAGCCAAUGAACUUGUUCUAUACAUUUGAGAAAAAUUCACCAGCCAAUGAACUUGUUCUAUACAUUUGAGAAAAAUUCACCAGCCAAUGAAUUUGCUUUAUACAUUUGAGGAAUUUUCUUUAUUACAUACACUUGAAACACCAGCCCUAUAGUCUGACCUUCCUGGUUGAUUGUCUUGCGUGAAAUUGCUUUGUGAUAUUUCUGAUAGAUUUCAUUAUUCACUGUUGUCAUGGAGAUCAUCAGUAUUACUGUCAUUGUCUCUUUAGUGUUUAACACUAAUGUUCUUUUUCUUAGUCUGUGUUAUGUUUUUCACAUUGUUUAUUAAGAAAAAAUUUAAAAGUCUCCACAACAUGCAUUUAAACAUAGACAAUGCACCUAUUAAAUUUUUUAACCUGUUUCGUUGAUUAACUAGAAUAAAAUAUGAGAAAAAUGGAACUUUCAAUUCCAUGUUAAUUAAAUAUGCUUUAAAAUAAUCGCAACUAUUUGGUUCAAGAUUUAAUUCAAUAUGUAGGGUGAUGAAUAUGAAAUUAAUUACUAAAAUUAAAUCUGUUGGCAGAUACGUGCACGUCAUUAACAUUUCAAUCACAAUAUUCCUUGCACACAACAUAAGAUCUAAAGUAUAUAUGGAUGGUGAAGGUUCAGGGGAAAAUAUAUUCUAUUCUAAAUAAAACUGACAAACUCAGCUGCCCACGAUUCUCCACCCUAGCCCAAUGAAAUAACCCUAACAUAGGCAAUGUUGAAUACUGCAUUCAGAUUAAAGAGUUGUUUACUGUUGAAAUUCUGUUAUUUGAAUUAUAAAAGUUCAUCAUAUAAUUAGUUUACUAAUUUCGUUUUUAUAAAGAAAAGUUGUAGUCUCUUGGGCCCACAUUUCAAACGUGUCCUAGCGCUAUAUCGUAAAACUGCCUUAUAGUAUGGCAUGCGUCAUUAUGAUGUCAUAAGCUACAUGUACAGUGUUUUACAAUAUCGUAGCAUUAAGAUAGCUUCGAAAAUCUCAAGCCAGGCUAUUAUCCACGUAGACAUGAUGCAAAAAGAAAGAGUCCAAAAUACAUUACCGGUAUUUAUAUAUAUUUAUAUUAUCCACUAAAUUGGUGGUGGGAACUGGCAGGGUUAGUUUUUAUUCUUGAAACAUUCUAAAUGGAUUCAACCACAUUUGUCUGUCUGUCUGUCUGUGUGUGUGUGUGUGUGUGUGUAAUUUUUAUAUCUUUGUAUGUAGCACCAAUAGAAAUUGUUAUUGUGUUUUUGACGUCUCAUCUUGUUGAAUGUAACCGUAUUGUAAAUAAGUAUAAAUAUAUCUGUAUAUAGCCCCCUUGCUGGUGCUUUUGAAGCAGUUAUCUCCCUUAUUCUCUUAAUUAUCUCCCCUUGUUCUCUUAAUUAUCUCCCUUGUUCUCAAGUGGAAAUGUUUUACAUCUCUACUGUAUUUUUAUUGAAUCACUUUCCACAUUCAACACCAUGUAUUAUUGAGAAUAAAACUGAAUUUGAAUAUGAUAAAACAAAAUAAAUAAUUACCUUUAUUAUAGAAUACUGAAAAAGAACUCACCAUAUAUUGAUCAACCUUUAUUUAAAUAAAAAAAUGUUUUUAAAAAUAUUUUAAUAGUAAGUAUGAAGUACAAGGCAUCUUAAAUGCAAACAAAAAUAAAUACAUAGAAGAUAAGAGGUAAUUAUUAUUAUUAUUAUUAUUAUUAUUAUUAGCCUAUAACCACAUAGUUGUAUCAACGUUUGCCACCAGUUUUCCCCAUGUCUGUAUACAUUGUUAUACAUCACACCAACUUUAAAAUGUCACAACUUAAUUUGCAUAUUUACAUGCAAGAUUUAACUACUAAACUUAUCAGAUACAGAUGUGUAUCAAGGUAAACGACUAAUCUCCAGUGCUGUUUUAUAUGCUUCAUUGUAUACAUGUUUAAAAAUUUGUAUUGCAAAAAAAAAAAGAAACGUAUAAUCAUUAAAAAAAAAUUAAAUGAAUGCUGUACAUAUUUUCUGCUUUUAACUAUGAAUAUAGAUGUUUUGUUUACAUGUUCGUCUGUAGAUGGGUUGUCCACUGUGUACUGUAAAUCUAAUUUGUACAGUUCCUUGUUUCAAUGAUAUAUGCAGUUUUAUUUAAUCAAAUACAUGUGUAUGAAAUCAAACAUGUACAACUGAUCAGUAAACUUCAAAUAGAUGAA